Messenger RNA from Rattus rattus (black rat), 1807 nucleotides. RefSeq lists its product as uncharacterized. The record is from RefSeq and is a predicted model, not a curated record. NCBI's taxonomy places the organism in Eukaryota, Metazoa, Chordata, Mammalia, Rodentia, Muridae. The transcript is spliced from 3 exons. Bases 128 to 388 code for a protein of 86 amino acids.
AGGUAUUGCUACGUCAGAUGAACUUGAUAAGGAAACAGUGGCUUUCAAUUCCUCCCUUCUGAGACCUCGUGUGAUUGGGGAAUGGAUCGGCAGAGCAGAAAACGAUGCCGAUCCCCUGGCAGCUGAAAUGCUGCAGCCGCCGGUCCCACGGAGUAAGAAUGACUCAUGGGAAAGUGAAGACAGCAGCUCUAGUCCGGCGGGAAGCUUGAAGAUGGAGCCCAAGACGAAGGGACUAAAGCAACAGCAACAGCAGCAUAAGAAACUCCUGGCUGCAAUGCUCUCCCAGGAUUCCUUCGAGUCCAUCCACAGCCCCACGCCAUCUGUAAUAGAAGAAGACAUUGACAAUGAAGACGAUGCAAUGGAGUUGCUGGGUAAUUUUAAAAAUUAAUAACUUCUCUUUUCUCUUCUUUUCCGGCAUUGUAAAAGUGUGAAGGGAUUGAGAUGGGGUGGGGUGGGGGAAGUGUUAAACGUUUUGCAUAGUCCUGUCCAAGGCAAAGGGAUCCCUUUCACCUACACUUUCCUUCCAUUAGAGUUUUAUGAAGUUGCAUGUGAGAACUAAACUGAACCCGUGGAAGCAUGAGAAACAUUCCCUAGACUGUACGAUGUGCUUUGUGUAUACAGCGCUCGUUCUAUCCUCUGACUUCAUUGAGCUUUAUUCUGCGUGCAGUGUGACAGGAGGCAAAUCUGUCUGUUUUGUUUUUCUUUAUUAGACCUGUUGUCUAUAAAAUACACCCACCUUCUAAGAAAGUCUUGUGAUUAUAAGGUUGCUUUAGAAGAAAAUCACAGAGUUGAAAGAUGUUGGCCGUAGAUUAAUGUUGGACACCUUUCAAACGUUAGGGAGCCUUGCAGAGAUUGCGAAGUCUGCCGACUCAUUGCCUUCACACACCUUCACUAACUUUGUAGGUACACUUCUUCUCUGUUCUUUUACUUUUUUAUUUUUAGUGAUUUAAGUACAUGAUUUUGUAUCAGUAGAAGCAUCCUCAUAUAAAUUAUCCUCAUAUAAAUUGUUAAUUGAUACUUACUUUGGGAAUUCGUUUUUUUCAAAACAGGCUUUCUCUGUGUAGUCCUAGCUGUCCUGGAACUCACUAUGUUGCCCAGGCUGACCUUGAACUCAGAGAUCCACCUGCCUCUGCCUCCUAAGUGUUGGGAUUAAGGUGUGCAUCGCCAUGCCCAGCUAAAAAAAUCAUUUUUGCAGAGGAAGGAACUUUUCUUAGCCAAGCAGUCCACAUGUAAAAUGGCAUGUUCUUGAUUGAAUGGUACUUAUUAUUGUAUUAUAGAGAAUUGAAACAAUUGGUAUAUGCUUUUAUAACAACAAUCUAUUAUAUUUAAUUAGAAACAGAAUAAACAAUGUAACUACCUGUAGAAUAUCAAUGCAUAGCAAAGGUAUUUCAUUUAGAAUUCUAAAACAGAUUUCUUAUGAAACAGAAUUAGGUGUUGAUGACAGUAAGUUACAUUCUAUAUAAAUGAUGUCUCCGUGCAUACACCUGCAAAGAUGUUAUUCAGUCAAUGAUGGCAGGGCUCGAGAUCUUUUCUAAUGCUCUAAUAACUACCUUGAGUCUAGAAUUAAGGCGACUGACGAAUGGCACUUUUCAUUAGAUACUAUUGGUCCUUGUUUUCUUUUGAGCAACUGAGUCUUAUUCCCAUAAGUCCAAAUCAUUAAUGUGACCGGGCUUCUGGAUGCCAUGAUACCUUUAUUCAUCCUUCAUUCAUUACAAAGGAUUUUGACCUAAAGUCAUAAAAUAAAAUGAUAUCUGUUGCAGGCUUUUUCAGUCAGGUUAAAAAUGGAAACUUGUCACUUCGACCAUGU